Pieris brassicae (large cabbage white) is the source of this 549-nucleotide messenger RNA. RefSeq names its product NADH dehydrogenase [ubiquinone] 1 beta subcomplex subunit 7-like (gene ND-B18). The transcript has 3 exons. The coding region runs from base 150 to 506 and encodes 118 amino acids. NCBI's taxonomy places the organism in Eukaryota, Metazoa, Arthropoda, Insecta, Lepidoptera, Pieridae. The record is from RefSeq and is a predicted model, not a curated record. Gene Ontology annotation, cellular component: mitochondrion.
UCAUUAAUGACCAACUGUCAAUCCUAAAAUUUCAAUUCAUAAUUUUUCGUAAUAUAUUAUCAAAAUUUUAGUAUCACAUAUUAUUGUACUUUUUAUUUCAGGGUUUCAAAUUGCAAAAGUUACUCAUUUAAAAACAAUAUCUCACCACAAUGGGCCAAAUGUUGGGGUCGUACAAUGCCCGAAAUGUAGAUCUUUAUAUGGAUGAUAAACCAACUUUUAAUCAUCAAGAUGGGUUUACAGUCGAAAGAAAACAACGAGAAAUGGUUGUCCCAGAAGAUCACCUAGUAUCUGCAAAAAUUCCGCCGAAAUAUCGCGACUAUUGUUCAGAUCAUUUAUUGGAAUACCAAGUGUGUCGCUAUAACAAAUGGCCAAUGUUGUACAAAUGUGCCCACGAGAAACAUAACUAUCUGAACUGUGAACACCAAGAUUAUGUUCUACGUAUGAAAGAGUUUGAACGUGAACGACGCUUACGCAUCAGAGAAAAUCGUCUUGUAGGAGUUGCUUAAGUAAAUAGUGAAAUGGAAGUUUGUAAAUAAAUAUAGAUCAGUA